Molecule: messenger RNA, 1428 nt
Organism: Centropristis striata (black sea bass)
Lineage: Eukaryota; Metazoa; Chordata; Actinopteri; Perciformes; Serranidae
Exons: 7
Coding region: 1-1428 (475 amino acids)
Source: RefSeq, a predicted model, not a curated record
AUGAGCAAGGUGCAGAGGCUGCUGCAGCAGGGCCACGACGAGUGGUACGUGGAGCGGCGUGACCUGUACCAGACUCUGCUGUACGAUGCCCACACAGCUGGAUCCGCUUCAUCUCAGGGGGGCAUCCUGUCCUAUGUGAGAGCAGCUGGCACUUACACCCCUCCCAUUGCCCAGUCUCCCCUUCCGUCUGCUCGUCUCCUGAGGCGUGCUCACCUGAUCAUGGAGAUCGGAAAGAUGCCCGUCUACAGACACCAGAUCCUCAGUGUGACUGGAGAAAUCCUGUGCAUUGAUGGUACAAGAAAAGUCCUCAAGAAGAUAUAUGGUGAUGGCCAGGGUACCAUGCAGUACGUCACCAGUGUACUGAACGAGUGGGGCCAGUUCUUGACGACAGUGGUGGUGGCAGCUGAGUCAGAGGGGUGCUACGCGCGCAUGGCGAAAGGUCUCAUUGCCCGGUUUCGACGUGCCAAUGCUCCUGCACCAAAAGUCAUUUAUGCAGACAACAACUGCUGUCGUGACAGCGGUUCCUCCUUUCUGGAGAGUCUGUUUGCUGACUGGGUACAGCAGGGUGCUGUGGUCAGACUGGACAUCCGACACUGGCUACAUCGCUGGGAUGCUGUUGUGAUCAAACAGAGCCAUGCCAAGUACGGGUUGUUCAUGAGUGCCUUGGCGGGUGCGGUGCUCGCCUACAACAAGACGGACAUGAUGCUCCUGGUCCAGGCUGUCAGGAGUGGCAACGCAGAGCUGUACGGCAGGUAUUCCGACGAGGAGAUGAUAGCCUUCCUCAAGCCUCACCAGGUCAGAUCGUAUGUGAGGCGCAUCACCCGUGGGGUUGUGGAGUCUGCUUUGGUGAUUGAGGCCAUCAUUGCCGAGUUCAGGGGACCAGCAGGCCUGGACAUUGAUGGAAUCCCCCUGUUCAAGUCAACAGAGGCAGUUGAUGCUCACUGGGCAACUGCAAGCAAGCAUCUCGGCUGCAUGCAGGAUCCCCCUGGCAUACAGCUGUAUGUGUCUGUGAAGGUUGUGGUGCUGAAUGGUGUUCGGCUCAACAAGUACAGGUGCCGGAGAGGCAGUAACUCUUUGGAGGGGUUGCACGCACACCUUUACAAUGCCAUACCUUCACAGAGAUGUGGGAUUAUACCGUUCCAAUGGAACAACCGCAUGGCAUCACUCCGGGUUGCUGGCGGUCAGGGUCGGCAGACGUCAUGCAUGGACGCGCGGCAGAUCCAGCGCAUCAAUCAGCAGGCUGAGCUUCUGUUCGGCAAGGAGCACGUCCUGGAGCCCAACUUUGCUGCUCCACUGCCCGUCCCUGAUGCGUACGAGCACCCAGAUGAGGAGGAGCUCCUUGGCGUGGAGUAUGCCGUGUGCCAGUCUACCAGCUUCACUGCUAAAAAUUUCUAUGUGCAGAAAGCAAUGACAACAAACAUGGUAUAA